AAAAAGCAGACAUGACCAACCAGCCACUAAUAGAAACAAGAAGGGAAAAAAACCCUAAUAGAGUUAUUUAAAUAUUUUUCAUUAUAUGUUUUUGUGUAAAUAUAUUUAUUUUGAUGUUUUAUACUUUUAUUUUUCAAAAUAAUAACUAAAGAGAUUGGAUUUGAAGAGGUGGAGGCAACGAGGGUGUUAGAAGUUGUAUACUUGUAUGGUUAAACCAUCAUCUUUCUCAUAUCAUAUGGAAAACCAUCAAAACAAUAACCCGACCCGUGACCCAGACCUAGCAGAAGAAGAGAAGAAGAAGCGACACCAACACCCUCAGGUUUGGGGCACGUGGGAGGAACUCUUGCUAGCGAGCGCCGUCAACCGCCAUGGCUUCAAAGACUGGGACACCGUCGCCAUGGAGGUACAGUCGCGGACCUCCGUACCCAACCUACAAGCCACCGCGCUCCACUGCGAGCAGAAAUUCCACGAUCUCAACCUCCGAUUCGCCGACCAAUUAAACGACGCCGUGCCGCCGCUUCUCCAGAACGGCGCGGCCGCCGUCGAUAGCUCUGAUCAUGUCCCCUGGCUCGACGAAUUGCGAAAGCUCCGCGUCGCCGAGCUCCGCCGCGAGGUCCAACGCUCCGACGUUUCUAUCCUGUCGUUGCAGUUGAAGGUGAAGAAGUUGGAGGAGGAGAGAGAGAAAGAAAAUGACGGUAAAGUCGAUGAGAAAGCAGAUCUGGCGGUUUGCGGCGAGGCACGGCCCGGAAACGAUGGAACCGGCGGAGAAAGGGAAGUUCCGGAGCCGACCGGUUCUGAACCGGAGAUUCGCCGGCUCGACGAGAGCACCACGAACACUGAUAAGCUUUUGCCAACCACCGGUGACGAGUCGGACCGGGAAAAUCAGUCGGUUAAUGAGUCGAACUCGACCGGUUCGCGGUUUGAGGGAGGGAAAACCGGAGCAGGAGAUGGUGAUGGGAAGACGGGGGUAGGGGCGGUUCCGGUUCAUCCCGGUCCGAAAGAACCGGAUCCGGUUGGCAGGAAGCGGAGACCGAUUGGGGAGGAAUCGAAUAACGGAAGCUACGAUACUGAGGUUAAAGUUCCAACGUGCGAGUCGCAGCCGCCAAGUGAGGAGAGGAAGGCAGAGGAUGGUGACUCGUCCGAGUUGCGUGAUGACUCGGUGGGCCACUCGGGGGAAGGGGGACGAGGGACGAGGGAGAGCAGCGAGGUGCAGAGCUCUGCUAGCCUGACGAGGAAGAGGAAGACGCGGCGGAGGAAGGAGGCUUCCGGUGGUAGUGGUGGCGGCGAGGUGGCCCUGGAGAGUGACGAGACCAUGGUGAAAUCCGAGCCGUUGAUUGGGCUGUUGGAGAUGAUCAAGGCACACGAACACAGCUCAUUGUUCGAGCGCCGUCUCGAGAGCCAGAGACAGCACGUGGAUUUGGAAACCAUACAAUCGAGACUCCAUAAAGGACACUAUUCCUCUAGCACCAACUCUUUCUUUCGUGACCUUCUCCUCCUCUUUACGAAUGCCACCGUCUUCUUUACCAGAGACUCCCUGGAAUCAACGGCGGCGCAGCAGCUGCGGCGCCUCGUCAUGGCAGAGAUGAAAAACCAAGGCCAAGCACAAUCUGAUCCCACCCCACAGAAGACGGAUUCCAACCCUCCAAACGCUCCUCAAGCCAAACCAGAAUCUCUCCUUUCCAAGCACAAAGCCUCUGCUCCAAUAUUGGUAUGCCGAAAACGCAGUUCAAUGUCAUCUAAACCUUCCCCGGCGACCUUUGGCCAAAAGGGUGACCAACCCGUCACCGAUAAGAAGGAAAAACCAUCUUCUGAUGCAAAACCACCCAUGAAACCCUCUUCUUCCGAGACAGAUGAAGAUGAGCCUCCCAAGGCCAAGGAAAAGCCGGUCACCGGAGCUCGAAGCCUGAGAAGAAGCAACAAGAACCUCAGCAGCAACAGCAAUUCUGGCAAUAAGAAACUCCCCACUAACUCCACCAUAAAAGCAGCGACUUUGGUGACCAAGGCUGUCGAAGCCGCAAAACCAGACAAGAGCAAAGCAGAGGGAGGACAGGACAAGAAGAAGAAUGCCGCUGCUGAUUUCUUGAAACGAAUAAAGCGAAACGCUCCAGUGGAGGCACUGAAGAGUGGCAGUGGUAGUGGUGGAGGAAGUAGUAGCAGCAGCAGAGGUGGGACUGCAAGUAUGAAAGAGCAAAAGAAAAUUGUGAAUAGUGGAAAGGGUGAUAAUAAAGGGAAAGAAAGGGCGUCAAGGCAUAAUAACGGUGGAGGAGGAGGGUCAGGGGAUAAAAGGAACAAGAACGUUGUUGAGAAUAGCAAGAGGAGUGUAGGUAGGCCUCCAAAGAAAACAGCAGAAAGCAAUACAGCUUCUGCAAAGCGUGGGAGGGAAAAUAGUGCUAGUGCUAGUAAGGAUAAGCGACCCAAGAAACGUUCUAAGAAAUGAUCACAAAUUUCAUAAUUAGUUAGGCCUUUUUUAUUUUUAUUUUUUUGUAUAUUAUUAUUGUCAGAGUGUCUUUCUUACUUAUUUUACACUACUAAUUUAUUGAUCAGUUGUGGCCUGUAGUCAGUUAAGUUAUAUGUAACUUUUUGUAUCUCGGGUCAAUCCUUGUAACAUGUUUCAUUCCUUACUUUUACUUCAGUGGAAACCUCAUCGUCUGUUUUAAUACAUGUCACAGGUUUUUUGUUUAACCAAUAAGGACCAAGAUUGUG
Molecule: messenger RNA, 2703 nt
Organism: Arachis ipaensis
Lineage: Eukaryota; Viridiplantae; Streptophyta; Magnoliopsida; Fabales; Fabaceae
Source: RefSeq, a predicted model, not a curated record